Phialemonium atrogriseum is the source of this 2525-nucleotide messenger RNA. RefSeq names its product histone deacetylase. Gene Ontology annotation, biological process: negative regulation of transcription by RNA polymerase II. The transcript is spliced from 4 exons. Gene Ontology annotation, cellular component: nucleus; Rpd3L-Expanded complex. Gene Ontology annotation, molecular function: histone deacetylase activity. NCBI's taxonomy places the organism in Eukaryota, Fungi, Ascomycota, Sordariomycetes, Cephalothecales, Cephalothecaceae. Bases 314 to 2242 code for a protein of 642 amino acids. The record is from RefSeq and is a predicted model, not a curated record.
UGUCAGUUGGGCUUUCCAGGGAUGUGUAAGCCCAGCAGCCGUUUUGACUUUCUCUGCCUUCCCUUUUCCGCCUUCCCGCCUUUCCACUCACACACAUUUACAAGCAGCUUUGCAGCCUCCCACCCACCACAGCAAGCAGAUGAGAGAGUCAGUUGUCUCCAAUCCCUUGGAGUGGUGAUCUUCUACCUGUUACAAAGUGUUUCUACCUGACUGGUAACCAAAAUCUCCCCUACAAUCGCUUCUACGAGCAGAACAGAACCGUCCUCCCCCGCCCGAAUCAACCCCCACCACACGGUGAAAGUGAGCCCUCACGAUGUCCAACACCGAUCCCGCGGGAGUCGAUCGCGGCCAGCCUCUAUAUAAUGUCGUGAACAAUGACAAGAAGCGGGUUGCCUACUUCUACGAUUCUGACAUUGGCAACUAUGCCUACGUUACUGGGCAUCCGAUGAAACCCCAUCGCAUCAGGCUGGCCCACAGCCUGGUGAUGAACUACAACAUCUACAAGUAUCUGGAGAUCUACCGCGCAAAACCUGCCGUUUUCGCCGAGAUGACCCAAUUCCACACGGACGAGUACAUCGAUUUCCUCCAGAAGGUCACCCCCGAUAAUAUGGACAAUUUCAUGCGCGAGCAAGGAAAGUACAAUGUCGGUGAUGACUGUCCUGUCUUUGACGGGCUCUUCGAGUUCUGUGGCAUCAGCGCCGGUGGCUCCAUGGAGGGAGCUGCAAGACUCAACCGGCAGAAGUGCGACAUCGCUGUCAACUGGGCGGGCGGCCUGCACCACGCCAAGAAGAGCGAAGCCAGCGGCUUUUGCUACGUCAAUGACAUCGUCCUCGCCAUCAUCGAGCUCUUGCGUUUCAAGAAACGAGUCCUCUAUAUAGAUAUUGAUGUUCACCAUGGAGAUGGAGUCGAGGAAGCAUUUUACACCACCGACCGGGUCAUGACGGUGUCGUUCCACAAAUAUGGCGAGUACUUCCCUGGCACAGGCGAGUUGCGCGACAUCGGUAUCGGACCUGGCAAGAACUACGCCGUCAAUUUCCCUCUCCGCGACGGAAUUGACGACGCCUCCUACAAGACCAUCUUCGAGCCCGUCAUCGAUGCCGUGAUGCAGUAUUACCAGCCCGAGGCCGUCGUCCUGCAAUGCGGCGGCGACAGUCUCUCAGGCGAUCGCUUGGGAUGCUUCAACCUGAGCAUGCACGGCCACGCGAACUGCGUCAAUUUUGUUCGCAGCUUCAAUCUGCCCACCCUCGUCCUCGGCGGCGGCGGCUACACCAUGAGAAACGUGGCGCGAACCUGGGCAUACGAAACCGGCCGACUUGUUGGCGUCGAGAUGGACUCAACGCUGCCAUACAAUGAGUACUACGAUUAUUACGGGCCCGACUACGAGCUUGACGUACGCUCCUCGAAUAUGGAGAAUGCGAACAGCUACGAGUACCUCGAGAAGAUCAAGAUCGCAGUCAUAGAAAAUCUCAAGAAGACGGCACCCGUGCCGUCCGUUCAGAUGCAGGACGUCCCCCGACACGGGCUAGGACUUACAGACGAGGAGGAGGCCGAGCUCGACGACCUCAACGAAGACGAGAAUAAGGACGUGCGCAUGACGCAACGGCAGUGGGAGAAGAGCAUUGCCCGGCAAGACGAGUAUGAGGAUAGCGACGACGAAGACAUGGCGCAUGCCAACGGAGUCCACAAGACCAAUGGCCGCACUCGGCGGUCUAUCCUCGACUACCGCAACCCCCAUGCCGCCGACAUGGACAUGGACAGCGGCAUGGCAACGCCGGUUCGAAACGGCGAUGGCCCUGCAGAAGAGGCACAGGAAGCGGACGAGACCAUGGUGGAUGACGACCUUGCCGAUGAGCCGCAGACCGAAACCGCCGAUAAGGACGAUGAGGUUGCGAAGGAAGCGGCUAUCAUCAAUGACGACGACGGGGACGUUGACAUGGACGAGGCAGGCGACGAGCCUCAAGAAACUGCCAUCAAGAGCGAGGACGUAGAUGCUCUCCCGUCCCCCCAGCUCGAGAGGAGGCGGACACCUGUCGCCGACACGUCCAGAGGAUCCCCCGAUGCGGAGUCGCCGAAGGAGAAUAAUAAAUCUGCGGCCGCGUCUCCCCCGGCCUCAGCCAACGGCGACGGACCCCAAGCGGUAGAGGAGAGCGUGGAGGUGUCCGAUAAGAUGGAAAUGGACGAUCGGGGAGGCAGUAAGGAUGCCGACGACGAGGGCAGUCCUAGCGAGGCGCAGAGGUCUUAGAGAGACGGCUCCAUGCCAUCUAGCUCGGGUGCAUCCAGUAGCACCAUUGCAUGAGAGGCGUCUGCGGAGUUAAACGGUGCCGUUCCAAGGACUGGGGCCAAGGGCGCGGGAGACGGCGCCAUCAAGGGUUUUUUUCUUUCUCUUUUUCUUCUCAAUCUUUCUUUUUUUAAGGGAUCGUGCUUCCUUUGCUACAGCGUAUGUUAUAUGAGGAUAGGUACUACUCAGCUACUAUGUAUACCAUUUUCAUUGAGCAGCACCAUCCCCUUAGGGUUCCAUAUUUAUU